GCAGCCCAGGCUUUGUAAGAUAACCUAAUUGAUACGGAGCAGAAAAGGGAAUAUAAGUUGGACUUCUGUCUCUAACUCCACAUUUUACCAGCACACGCUAAGUUGGCACAAAAAACCCCAGUCACUUGAGCUUGACUAUGACUGCAGAAAUUUGGGACGUUAUUAUUGUUGGCGCCGGGCUAUCUGGACUAAGUGCAGCUCAUUUGCUCAGAAAAAGGGAUGCCAAGUUGAGAAUACUGAUACUGGAAGGAAAAGAUCGGGUUGGGGGUCGCACAGUGUCCACUGAAAUACCAGCAGCCAAUGGUUUUGAUCGCUGGGACUUUGGAGGGCAGUGGGUAGGAAGCACCCAGACACACAUUUUGGAGCUUAUAAACGAGCUGGGCUUGGAGACCUUCCCGCAAUUCAAUACUGGCAAGAAGGUGUAUCAUACAGGAGGGCCAGGUGCCAGAGUUCGCACCUACAGAACCAGUAUCCCUGCUCUAUCCCCAUUAGUGCUAAUGGACAUCACCCAGUUCCUGUGGAAGAUUGACAGAUUGUGUGGAACGGUGUGUGUCCAGGAUCCUUCAAAGACUCCCAAUGCUGUGGAUCUGGACAGUAUGACCCUGCACUCGUACACUGAGCUACAUAGCUGGACUGCUGAACUAAAAGAGGAGAUAGGAGUCUGUAGCAGGUCUGUCUUUGGCAUGGAGCCAUCCCAGAUGUCCUUCCUUUUCUUCCUCAUGUAUGCUGCAGCAGCUGGAGGGCUACUGCCACUUCUGGAAAACACUGAGGGUUCUGCUCAGGAGUUUAAGAUAAAGGGAGGCACCCAACAGCUUUCAGAGUGUCUGGCAAAACGUGUGGGGCGAGAGAAUGUCCGGUUGGGUUCUGCUGUGACUGCCAUAUGGCAGAAUGCUGAGUGGGCCAGGGUGACGACCACCACCAACACCUUCUUGUGCAGAGCUGUGAUUGUCACCUGCCCCCCUCAUUUGGCAGGACACAGACUAAGACUGGAGUUGGUGGCGGUGAUGUUGAAGCUGGAGUCUAGGCUUGUCCUGCCAGGUUUGGAGGGGGCCACAGCUGAAUCUGAAGCUGGAGCUUACUCUGGGUCUGUGCCUGUUUGUACUAAGCUGGCAACAGAUCUGUCACUCAAAGCCCCAUACUCAGAGCCAUGGACCAUGGCCAGGAUCCUUAAUGAGACAGCGAAAAUCCACUACGAGCCAGCCCUUCCCAGCCAGAGAGAAUUCCUUACCCAGAGCAUGCCUGUGGGCCACAUGAUAAAAUUCAUUAUUACCUACCAGACGGCGUUUUGGAAGGAGAAGGGCCUCUCUGGGGAAAUAGUGACAGGAUCAUCUGUUGACUGUCCAUUCUGUGUUACCUUCGAUGCCACCAGCUUCAGUGGUAAUGCUGCUUUGGUGGGCUUCAUUGCUGGCCAGCAGGCUUCUCAAUGGAGUUCCAAAGAGGCUGGAGAGAGAAGAAAAGCUGUGCUUUCCAGUCUGGUCAAAUACCUGGGUCCUGAGGCUGCAUCUUUCAUCCACUAUGAGGAGAAAGACUGGGCUAAGGAAGACUACAGCGGGGGCUGCCCUGUUAAUGUCAUGGCACCAGGUCUGCUAACAUAUUACCACCCUAGCCUGAGGAAGCCCUGUGGCAGGAUCCACUGGGCAGGCACAGAGACAGCCACCCAGUGGUGUGGGUACAUGAGUGGUGCAGUGCAAGCUGGUCAACGAGCAGCUCUGGAAGUACUGGCUGAACUCUCCCCCAUGAUCCUGACCCAGGAGGAGCAGGCAGCAGUAAGGCACAGUCAAACUGUCGAGGCUCCAGCGCAGCAAACACCAUCAUCCAAACUCACAUACUUGUCUACAGUUAAGGCUGCGGUUAUUGCAACACUGACAAUAAGUGCUGCUCUGUUGCUGGCUCAGCGUCAGAAUGCUUUGAUAAGGGUCAAAAUGUACUUGACAAGUUUAUUUUCAACCUCCAAGAGUAAUAAAUUCCUAUUUUGACAGAAACUUGUAAAACAAGUGCAUAUCAUUAAAUUAGUUUUGACUUGGUCAGAAUGGGGGUACGGUGUUUGCAGGGGCUGUGGAAAGAUGACUGCGCACUGUUAACUGAUUUUCAUCUGUACUGCUUUUGGUGCUUAUUUCACAAUAAAGUUAGAAAGUUCAACUCAAUUACAUUAAUUUGUACAGUACUGUAUUAUAUUACAUUGUAUCACAGGUACACAGUGGUAUCACCUAAUAUAUUGAAAUAACUAUGCUGAUGUAAAAUGAGCAGAUUAAAUAGAAUGUGUUGUGUGAGAAUGUGUUGAGGUAAGUUCACUGCCAUGAAGUUACUUUUAUACAAUGGUUUGCAAAA
Molecule: messenger RNA, 2328 nt
Organism: Lates calcarifer (barramundi perch)
Lineage: Eukaryota; Metazoa; Chordata; Actinopteri; Centropomidae
Product: probable flavin-containing monoamine oxidase A
Exons: 13
Coding region: 138-1976 (612 amino acids)
Molecular function (GO): oxidoreductase activity
Source: RefSeq, a predicted model, not a curated record